UUUGCAGAGAACAAAUUACUAGUUUGAAACUGUGGUUUGAAAUUGUGACAUUUAUGUCGCUCAUGUUGUGUUUAUUGUGAUCAGUGCUUCUUUCUUCUCUUUUCUCUACCAUUUAUUCAUAAUCAUUUCAGUAUUAAUCUAUAAAUCAGUUAAAAGUCAGUAGUUUAUUGCAUUGUGAUGAACAGUUCAUUUCGCACAAAAUUUUUCCCAUCAUGAGACAAUUUUUCCCAUCAUGAGGCACAAAGUUUUUCUUUGGAGUGUUUACGUGUGCUUUGAAGACACACUUUAAGCUAUUCAAUCUUGGUUCUCUUGUAAAAUGAACCAGACGACGAAAGUGAAUGAAACCAUAAUCAAAAUCGUUAGGGAACUGCAUACGGUCGGCAAUCCGAACAUGGCUGAGCCCGACAAAACUCCGCUGAAACGGACUUUAAGCUCGUGCUCGUUAGAGAGUAGCAUGUAUAAAGAGAUGCUCUUAAAAAGGCUGAAAAGAGAGAGCACACUUAACCUAUCUUGCCGGGCUUCACCCAUGGAGGUAAAUCAUCUAAGGCACGAACUGCGGACAGCUAAAGCCACCAUGCUUGAUUUGGAGCACCGAAUCCAGCAGAUGCACAAUGCUCGAAAAGCUAUGGAGGAGAUGUUCGACAGUGAAACUAAAUCUUUGAAGRGACAGCUUGAAUACGAUAUGAAGAAUAUUGAAGAGCUGGGAGAUCAUCUUCAGACUGUUAGGAGAAAAGAGACUGCAGUAAAGUGGGAACUCUCAGAGAUUAAAGCCAAGUACGAGCAAUUGAAGGUAGUCUCUGACGAGGAGAUAACGGCCCUGGAAAAGGAAAAUUGCAGACUUGAAGAAUGACUCGCAUUGUGCGAAAGCAGCAUCGAGUCAUUUAAGUUGAAGAGAAAAAUUGAAGAACUGCAGUAUGUCUUGCAUGCAGCAGAAGAAGAUGGUGAAGCCCCAAAGAAGUUGGCCACCGAACUUGCAAAACAGCUAAACGAAUAGAACUCGACUGAUAUCAAAAUAGAGCAGGUCAAGGUCGAGCUGCAGAAGGCCAAAAGUCAAAUUAGGCAGUUGAAAAUGGCUAAAGAGGACUAUCUGGAGGCCCAGCAACAAGCAAAAGUUGGCUAUCAAGCAAUGCCCAUUUAAAUCGUUCUUAAUAUUGAGUGUUUUCAUACACAAGCCCACAAAUUGGCAAAGUUCGCGGAAAUCGAAAAGGAAAAUGAGCAGCUUAAAGAGAAUUUCACGCGGCUGAAAGACAACUUAAAGAACAAGCUUCUACUGGAGGAAGAAGUACAUGACCUGAAAAACCGACUGACAAAGUCAAAGGAGCUGGAAAAGCGGGAGACUGAGCUACGAGUAGAUUUUUUUGACUUACGCGACUUGAUGCAUUAUUGACCAAAUUUUCUGUAGGCAAAGUGCUACCAAAACGAAAUGAAUCUUAGCGAAUGGAAUCUUAGCGAAUGAGGCUGACGCAAAAUCGAACCUUUUUCACACACAACGUGCGCAAAAAGUGGCUCUAACUUCUAACUUUUGAGAAACUAAAUGUCAAACUCCGGUCUGCAUAAACAACCAGACUCUAAAUCAGAAUAAAUGAGAACAUUCACUUAAUGAA
This is a messenger RNA of Dendroctonus ponderosae (mountain pine beetle), 1604 nucleotides long. RefSeq lists its product as uncharacterized. The record is from RefSeq and is a predicted model, not a curated record. The transcript has 3 exons. Lineage: Eukaryota; Metazoa; Arthropoda; Insecta; Coleoptera; Curculionidae. Bases 317 to 850 code for a protein of 177 amino acids.